UUUUUGAUAUAGAAUGUCACAACAGUCUCAAUGUUUAGAUGAAGUGGGCCUUAUAUUUUGUUAAUUCUCCGAGUUUCGUUUAUAUUUCUUUGCCUUGUAUUUUCAACACGUUAACCUAGAUACUAGCUUAGCUUUUUAUUAUUAAUUGGACAAGUUCGCUGCUUAUUUUCCCAAAAAUGUACCGACAAAUUCGAUUCUUCCAUUCCUCCCGACGACUAUUUCACUCUCCAAAUCUUCGUUCAGAUGCAAUUGGGAUAUUUCGUUCGGCUCUCAAAGCCGUAACUCCACAGGAAAUGGUGAAAAAUGCGCUGUCACUCAGCAAAACAAGACUCCGUGUACAAGGAAGCGAGUAUAUGGUUUAUAAAAACGUCUACGUUGUCGCAUUUGGGAAAGCAGUCCUUGGAAUGGCUAGGGCAGUCGAAGAUGUUCUCGGACACAACAUUAUUCGUGGCGUCGCAAGCAUUCCCUGUGGUCUCCAAGAUGCUAUUAAAGAAUCUGGAAAUGAGGAUUUUAUCAAGAGCACCCUGCUAAGACCUGGAAGCCCUAUCCACAUCAUUGAGGGAGCAAAGCACAAUCUCCCAGAUGACAGGGCGCAGUAUGCUGCCACUGAGAUACAGAACAUAGCAAUUCAAGUGACAGAGAAUGACAUCCUUUUGGUCCUGAUAUCCGGUGGUGGCUCUGCAUUACUUCCGUCACCCAUAGAUGCUAUUACACUACAAGAGAAGCUCAAGACAAUAAAGGCUGUAGCAUCGAGUGGAGGGACAAUUGUUGAUCUUAAUACUGUCAGGAAAAAUCUGUCAAAACUCAAGGGAGGGAAGUUGGCACAGUUAGCCUAUCCCGCUAAGGUAGUCACCCUUAUCCUAUCAGAUGUAAUUGGUGAUCCACUUGACAUUAUCGCUAGUGGACCAACUGUUCCAGAUCAAUCCAACCCACGUGACUGCCUGGAAAUAUUUAGAAAACUCAAGGCUGAAGAAAAGGUUCCUAAAUCUGUCAUGCAAUACUUACAAGGAAUGGCAGACCAGCCAAAACCUGAGUCUCAAGAUAAUAGAGAGUUUGCUAAUGUCCACAAUGUCCUUGUUGGGACCAAUAGGAUAGCGGUGAAGGCGGCAGCUGCAGAGGCAGCUAAUCUUGGGUACACUCCCAUUAUCGCAUCAACCACACUUGAAGGUGAAGCAGGUGAGGUGGGCAAGUCCUUUGCUAAUCUUGCCAGCAUCGCUCUCACUGGAAACCCCAUUCCAGGCAAUUCCCCUGUGGCCGACAAGGACCUGACCAGUGAAAACGUGAUAAACCAAAUCAAAGGUGCUCAAAAGCCGCUGUGUGUGAUUGGCGCAGGAGAAACUACAGUCACCAUUAAGGGGACAGGCAAAGGUGGUCGCAAUCAGGAGAUGGUGCUUUCCUCAGCCUUAUUAAUGCAACAGGCUCCGCAAAUAUUUUCCAAGGAAGAUGGGGUGGUAUUCCUAAGUGCUGGGACGGAUGGCCAGGAUGGCCCAACUCCUGCUGCAGGAGCACUGGCGACGCCCAGUCAAGUGAAUGAAGCGACAAAACAUGGUCUUAGUGCUCAAGAGUUCAUAGAUAAUAAUGACUCCUAUACUUUUUAUUCCAAUUUUUUGAAUGGCCGGGACCAUGUUGUUACUGGUUUAACAGGUACUAAUGUUAUGGAUAUUCAGGUUUUGUUAGUAGAUAAAUGAACUUUAUGAUUCCAGGCUCUAAUACACUAGUUUUUGAGACAAUUCUAAACUUUACUUUAUUGAGAGUAUACUUGUAUUUGACUUUAAUUUAUUUGAAAAUGUUAGUUAGGCGAGACUAUUUUUUUUCUAGGCUGCUUGCAAUACCUUAUGGCAUAUGCCCAUUAUACAACAAGUGUUACAAGUUUAUUCCUUUGCCACACAGGUAUAGAUGACUUGAUAACGUUAUAUUAUGUUACAUUUUUUUUUACAUUUUUCUUGAAAAGGUGGUUUGGCAGGGGGUACCCUUAGAAACCACAAGACUUUUUGAGUAGGGACCCCCUACAGACUCUACAACAUGUCUGUUGCAUAUGAGGGUCUGCCCCAAGAGGGAAUCAGGGCUGCCGGGUGCCCCAUAUCUUAGGUUUGACAAAUGACUACAACCUUUCUAUGAAAUCUGAAUAAUUGGUUAUCGUCCAAUCUGUGUAAUUAUGGUUGUAUAUGAUGUAUUGAUGAUUUCAAAAUGUUGUAAGGUAAAGCAAGGAUCUGAUUUUGAUGCUUCUGGUGAAAUUUGGCUUACCUUAGGAAAAAUACCUAUUGAUAGUGUUCCAUCCAGAGGGGUGAGGGAGGGGGGGGGGCUGUAUCCCAGUUUUCACUGGCUGCUCUUUUUUCCGGGAUUUUAAACAAAUGUAUAGAAGUGUUUUCGUGUUUUUCUUUAAUAAAACAUAUCAACCUUCCA
Nematostella vectensis (starlet sea anemone) is the source of this 2403-nucleotide messenger RNA. Its product is annotated as glycerate kinase. The coding region runs from base 177 to 1688 and encodes 503 amino acids. The transcript has 3 exons. Gene Ontology annotation, molecular function: glycerate kinase activity. Gene Ontology annotation, biological process: protein phosphorylation. The record is from RefSeq and is a predicted model, not a curated record. Gene Ontology annotation, cellular component: cytoplasm. NCBI's taxonomy places the organism in Eukaryota, Metazoa, Cnidaria, Anthozoa, Actiniaria, Edwardsiidae.